Molecule: messenger RNA, 956 nt
Organism: Fusarium oxysporum Fo47
Lineage: Eukaryota; Fungi; Ascomycota; Sordariomycetes; Hypocreales; Nectriaceae
Exons: 2
Coding region: 292-633 (113 amino acids)
Source: RefSeq, a predicted model, not a curated record
AGAUAAGAGGCAGAUGGUCCGCCCAUGGUUUGCCCAUUUCAAGAGCCAAACCCCCAUAAAAGAGAUGGGUUAUUCCAUCUAUUACUCCCAAGAAUUAUUUUGUAAGAUCUAUCUUUUUACUACUCCAGAGUAACCUCUAUUAUAUAUCUGUCAAUAUUUUCCAUAUUUUCCAUCCUUCACAUCCUUCAUUCAAUCUCUGUUGGCCCAUCCCAUUCCACUUAGAGAUCGACCCUGUACCCUGCAAUAAGAACUCAACCCCAGAUCCAUCGGCACACGUCUCAACCAUUCAAGAUGGCAGCCGACUCACUCCCAAACUCAAACUCAAAGACUCAGUCAUCCAAGAGCUGCCUCUGCUCGGGCUCUAUUCAUGGAGGAUCAUCACGCUCCAGCUCCUCCGCAUCAAACCGUUGCUCCCACUGUAGCUUCCGGACCGGAUCCCCACCUCCGGGACGCCCCGCACCCGGAGACCGCGACAUGAACGCCCUCGAACACUUUUAUCUCUCGAACUCAGCUACCGGUGUCGCCAAUGGAAAUGACCCCCUGGGAGACGACCUUGGUGCUCAAUGGGAAGAUAGCAAGAAACUCGACCAUCAAAUGCCCCAUCAUAUGCCCAAGUUGCCGAAACUGAACUGAGUAAUAACGUUACAUACAGUCAAAAAAGGCAUGUUGGGGUCUAGAGGCAGCGAGUCGGAUACAAGACCAAUAGUCGCGAGACAAAAUGUAUAACAAUAUUGUAUUUCCCUUUUGUUUCUUUCCAGAGUUUCUUCUGAUAUUGCUCUUCUCCUCUUUCAAGUAUCGAUUCUUAUUGCAAUAUGGUACGCACGUCGAGUUGGUAAACCUGGUCAAACUGGGAUAUAGAAGAAUUCAAAAGCGUGUUCAAGUUCUUAAUUGUACAAGCAAUACGCGAUAAAACACUCCACUAUAACAUAACCUCUACAUCUAUAUAAGCAAGAUUC